This is a messenger RNA of Pelagomonas calceolata, 1059 nucleotides long. Lineage: Eukaryota; Pelagophyceae; Pelagomonadales; Pelagomonadaceae. The record is from the annotation of a GenBank genome assembly.
CGCCGCGCCGCGCAGGGCUCCGCCGCCUCCACCUCCGCCAAGCCCGCCAAGGACGUCGUGCUCGCCAAGCCGCUUAUCCGCCACGAGCGCGCGGCCGUGCUCCGCGAGAUCUUCGACUCGCUCGACGACGGCGGGCGCCCGCGUCGUAGGAUCAACAACAACAACAACAACAACAACCAAUCCCACGCGCCGCCUCUCUCCUGAGAGAACCGCCGGGGCCGGACCGCUCGAGACCAUCGCGGUCCGGCCGCCGACGGCACGUGGACUCCCGUGCCGUGGGCCCCCGCUUCACUGCGCGACCACGCGCAGGCGACUUCCAGAUCUCGCGCGCCGAGUACGUCCGCCUCAUGGGCACGCGCGGUGUCGCCGCUGGAGAGGCCAACGCCACCUGUCGGAGACCAGCGCGGAAAUCAACCAGUGCGUCAGACCGGCCUGGACUUACUCACCCGAACGUUUGAUUUCCGCACAGUCUUCGACAUGGACCACUCGGGCAGCAACCUCAUGUGCCAUACCCGCGUCGGAAUCAUCACGCCAUCGCCGUGACGUAAUUGACGCGAUCGCGACGCAGGACCGUAGCGAAGUUACCUGUGUGGAAAUCAAAAUUUACGGCGCGUUCGCGCUGAAACGCUGCGUCGACCUCACGCCAUCGACGCGACGCCUGCUCGACGGCGUGGCGAUGCCGGUUCAUCACCGUUCGACGGAACCAGCGCGGCCACGUUAUCGCCGAGAAAUGAUUUAGUGAAGAAUUAUCGGGUGCACCCGACACACUGGUUGAUUUCCACACAGGAAGUUACAACACUACGCCUAUACCAAAUCCAUCGAGCUCAUCGCCGACAGCUUCAAAGAAAUAGACCUCCAGGACGGCGCGCGCCGGCGCGAAUUUGAACGGUACCAGUCGCCUUCGCGUACGAGCUUGCCUACACAGGCACGCGCGACCGCCAGCUGACGGGCAAGGACGUCCGCUUCUACUUAUUGGGCGCCGGUCUGUCGAAGGACCAGGCGGUCCGCGUCUGGGAGCAGCUCGACGAAAACGGCAACGGCAAGGUGUCGUAUCCCGAG